Molecule: messenger RNA, 249 nt
Organism: Postia placenta MAD-698-R-SB12
Lineage: Eukaryota; Fungi; Basidiomycota; Agaricomycetes; Polyporales; Adustoporiaceae
Exons: 3
Coding region: 1-249 (82 amino acids)
Source: RefSeq, a predicted model, not a curated record
AUGGACGCUCUUGCGCAUAUACCCGUCAUCGCGCUUGUCCACUCAGAUACAAUCGAGCCGGUCUUCCCCUACAUCAAACGCGACUCGCCACUUGGAGACAUCCCCCGCCUGCGGAAGCAUAAACAGUGCCCGGGUGCAGAGACUGCUGAAGUCCCUGCCAAGAGAGAGGAAGCCAGCGAUGCGCUGCGUGUUGUGCAAAGAUUUUGCAUGUUGGAACGCCAUUUCCCAACAGACGGUCCUGAGCUUUGA